CGUAGCUGCAGCCCCCAGCCACACGCCUCCGCUAGCUUUACGCUAGGAGAUAGCGAUCUUUGAUGAGUCUGCACAUCGCCAGCCUUUUUUUGAUGGCCCAGCGCUGACAAAUGGCAAGCGGACACUCUCAAGCUGCUUCUCGUCGUGACUCGCCAUGUGGCAGGGCACCUCAUACAUUAUGCAAAAAGAGCUGAGUUCGACACUGAUGGAGAAGAUGCAGGCUCAGGAGCUGCUGCUGGGUCUGCGGCUGCCCGAGCUGGAUGAGCUGGGACAGUUUUUCCACUCGCUGCCCACCUCCACGCUGGUGGGCCUGGGUGCCCUGACUGCGGUGCUGGCCUACUGGCUGGCCACACGCCCUCGUGGCAUCACACCCCCAUGUGACCUCCGCCACCAGUCAGAAGAAGUCGAGGGUGGUGGUCGAAGAUCGAUGUUGGGCGACAGUCCCGAGCUCCUCGCACACUACCACGAAGACGCCAAAACCUUGUAUGAGGUGUUUCAGCGAGGCCUGCACAUAUCUGGUGAUGGACCAUGUUUAGGUUCCCGCCUCCCUAAUCAACCUUAUAAAUGGCUGUCUUAUAAAGAGGUUAUGACUCGAGCAGAGCAUUUGGGUUCAGGCUUACUGUCUCAGGGCUGCCGGCCCAAUUCUGACCAGCUCAUUGGAGUGUUUGCACAGAACAGGCCGGAGUGGAUAAUCGCAGAACUAUCUUGCUACACCUACUCUAUGGUGGUCGUACCACUUUAUGACACACUGGGGCCUGAUGCCAUUCGAUACAUUAUCAACAUUGCUGAGAUCUCUACAGUGAUCUGUGAUAAGCCUGAAAAGGCAAAGGUGCUUCUGGGUAAUGUGGAAAGGAAGGAGACUCCAGGCCUGAAGAGGAUCAUACUCAUGGACCCUUUCGACUCAGAGCUUGUGGAACAGGGAGAGAAGUGUGGCGUUCAGAUCCAGGCUCUAAAAAAUAUUGAGGCUUUAGGACGAGAACAUUACAGAAAUCCAGUGCUGCCUCAACCAGACGACCUCUCGAUUGUCUGCUUCACCAGCGGUACUACAGGAAAUCCAAAGGGCGUGAUGCUUACACAUGGGAAUGUUGUAGCCGAUUUCUCUGGCUUUCUGAAAGUAACUGAUAAAGUCAUCCGUCCAAAUCAAGACGACGUGCUAAUUUCCUUCCUGCCCCUUGCCCACAUGUUUGAGAGGCUUAUUGAGGCUGUGGUGUAUUGCCAUGGAGGGAGAAUCGGCUUUUUCCAGGGUGAUAUCCGACUCCUUUCAGACGAUAUGAAGGUCCUGCGGCCCACCAUCUUCCCCGUGGUGCCUCGGCUGCUCAACCGCAUGUAUGACAAGAUAUUCAGUCAGGCCAAUAAUCCAGUGAAGCGCUGGCUCCUCAACUUUGCUGCGAAGAGAAAAGCUUCUGAGGUCAGCCGUGGCGUCAUCCGGAGUGAUAGCAUUUGGGACAAGAUCUUCUUCAGGAAGAUUCAGGCAAGUUUAGGUGGUAGGCUACGCAUGAUUAUUACGGGGGCUGCUCCCACAUCCCCAACUGUUCUUGGCUUCCUGAGAGCAGCACUGGGCUGUCAGGUAUAUGAAGCCUAUGGGCAGACAGAGUGCACAGCUGGCUGCACUUACACCACGCCUGGAGACUGGACCUCAGGUCAUGUGGGAGCACCACUGCCCUGCAACCUCAUUAAACUCGUGGAUGUGCCGGAGAAGAACUACUUUGCCUCCAAAGGAGAGGGCGAGGUGUGUGUCAAAGGUCCAAAUGUCUUUAAAGGCUAUCUGAAAGACCCGGUUAAGACAGCAGAGACUCUGGACUCUGAUGGGUGGCUUCACACAGGAGACAUAGGCAAAUGGUUACCGAAUGGCACUCUAAAAAUCAUAGACCGGAAGAAGCACAUCUUUAAGCUGGCCCAAGGAGAGUACAUUUCUCCCGAGAAGAUCGAAAAUAUCUACAUCCGCAGUGAGCCUGUGUCUCAGCUCUACGUUCAUGGAGACAGCCUGCAGUCUUGUCUGGUUGGCAUAGUGGUUCCAGAUCCUGAGGUGAUGCCCUCAUGGGCCCAGAAAAAAGGCUUAGAAGGAAGCUAUGAAGAUCUGUGUAGAAAUAUGGAACUAAAGAAAGCCAUCUUAGAUGACUUAGUGCGUUUGGGCAAAGCCAGCGGCCUCCACUCAUUUGAGCAAGUAAAAGACAUCUACAUUCAUAGUGAGAUGUUCUCCAUAGAAAACGGAUUGUUGACCCCCACGUUAAAAGCCAAGAGGCCGGAGCUGAAGGAAUAUUUUAAGCUAGAGAUUGAACAGCUGUACAACAACAUCUCGAUGUAAAAGUUGCCCGUCACCAGACAAAGGCUGAGGACUUUUCUUUUUAGCGACAUUGCUGAUUAACCAUUUGUCCUUAAAUUCCCUCAUCCAAACUCCUAGCAGACACAAAAAAGCACGCAGAAUGAGCCAUGCACAACGAAAUGGAGCAAGAUCCAGGUUGUCUGACCUAGAAGAGCAGCCGUACUUUGCCCAGGUUGUCAACAGUUGGUGUGCCUUUGGAAAAAGUGGCGUAGCUACAACCAAAUUUGUCCCCACUAAAAAAAGCAGUAGCAGCUCCGACUAGCGUGGGUGUUUCCUUCAUUUCCUUCAUGACAAAGCAAGGCGGUUUUCCAUGGUUCAUGUCCAUUCACAUGUAUUUUUUUUUUUUCAAUUGUCAAAAAAAAAAAAAGAAAUUUGGUCAAAGGGCAAUGCAUGUUAUGUACCCAGCACUCAGUGGGACGAUUCUUGCUUGAGAUUUCUAGUUUGUUUUUUCAGGUCUUCAUGAAACACGUACACACUCGCAGACACGUACACAGCUUACACAAUCAUCACACGAUAGAACGCUAUUACGCUAGAUAGUUACAUUCUACUGAAUUUGCUCGCUUGAGACAAGUGAGCAUGCCAUGGACUUAGAAGUUUUGGACUUGUCAAAUGUAUUGGCUUUUCAGUUCUUUUCCAUUCCAAAAAAUAGUGUAAAUAUUGGUGAAAACUAGAUGUAAGCAUAUUUAAGCAACGGUUUGAAUGGAUUUUUGCGUGUAGUGAAAAAAAACUGUAACUGUAAUUAAAUGUUGAAUGAAUCAGUAUCAUAUCUUUGUAUUUAAAAAGGGGGGUAUGGAUGGGGACUAAAAUAAAAGAGAAUCUGUUAAGAUUUCAA
Molecule: messenger RNA, 3155 nt
Organism: Pygocentrus nattereri (red-bellied piranha)
Lineage: Eukaryota; Metazoa; Chordata; Actinopteri; Characiformes; Serrasalmidae
Gene: acsl6
Product: acyl-CoA synthetase long chain family member 6
Exons: 21
Coding region: 155-2305 (716 amino acids)
Biological process (GO): long-chain fatty acid metabolic process; long-chain fatty-acyl-CoA biosynthetic process; very long-chain fatty acid metabolic process
Cellular component (GO): endoplasmic reticulum; membrane
Molecular function (GO): arachidonate-CoA ligase activity
Source: RefSeq, a predicted model, not a curated record